AAAAAGAAAAAGAUUCUUAUUGUUUCGGUAAAAAAUUAGGCCCCAUAAAAGUAAUAGGCAUGACAGACGAGUCUGGUAGUGCUAUAGUAUCGGCACAUUGUUUCUUGGGCGUUGAAAGCUACUUUSAAGAACCAUUGGAAUCGUCAACUGGUUUAGGUAUUUUGUUGGCAAAUAAAUUAGAUCCGCAACUGUUUAAAAUCGAAAAAGAUGAUAUAGUUUAUAAAUAUUUUUCUAUUCCACAUGAGGGCAAGUUUCUUCUCAUACCAAUUUUACAUCAUCUAUUUCAUGAAUUUUCAAAUAAGUACUAUUUAAAGUAAUUGUGGUAUUUUCUGAAUGUAUUUUAUUUCAUGAUAUGAAUUAUUUAAAAGAAUUUUGAUACUGCCAAUUUUUUAUUUUACGAACAGAUGGAUUCACAAGCGCAAAAAAUUUGAUAUUUCUGGUUGCUACAAAUCAGAGGUAAAACGAAAUGAAAACAAUUUGGCUGUGGAUGGAAAUGAAGUUUUUAAUAUGUUAAAAACUAUUUCUGCACAAUUAGAAGUACUGACGACAAGAGUAUCCAAUAUGGAGAAAAAGAUGGACAGCUAUAUGAAAGAAAAUAUAAUUCAUAAAAGCGAAGAAAUGGCGCAACAAAAAACUGUGCGCGAAUGUAAAGUUUUAAUUAGAAAAAUUCACCAUUCAGUAUGCCGACUGACUGGGGAAGAAAUAGAUAAGUUGCCUCCACGCUACCAAUAACAACGAUAGCUGCAGCAUUUGAAAUGGACGAGAAACUGAAAUGCGAGGAAUUUGCUACUGCAACGGUUAGUUUUUUGCUAAAUAUUUUCAAUUUACAGAAACAGUUUAUUUUAAAAACAAAGGAAAAUUGAGAUAAUUUACAUGAUAUGCUGAGACAUAUAUACACUGACGAAUUUUUGUUUUUAUGUAACUGGGACGGUAGAGKAGGGAAACAACCCCUAUCGAAAUUUCUACUUGCAUCUAACAUAUUAUAUGGUAAAUUUAAUAUAUAUGUACAUAUUUAGUUA
This is a messenger RNA of Bactrocera latifrons, 1019 nucleotides long. RefSeq lists its product as uncharacterized. The record is from RefSeq and is a predicted model, not a curated record. Lineage: Eukaryota; Metazoa; Arthropoda; Insecta; Diptera; Tephritidae.